This is a messenger RNA of Clunio marinus, 936 nucleotides long. The record is from the annotation of a GenBank genome assembly. Lineage: Eukaryota; Metazoa; Arthropoda; Insecta; Diptera; Chironomidae.
AUGAUAUUAAAAUUGGAAACUAUUACAAAAGAACGGGAAGCAAAAAUGGAAUGCUUGUGGAAAGAGUUUCAGAAUGUUCUCAGUUCGUAUUUGAAAUAUACGGAAGAGUACCGGGAUGAAUACAUCGAUCUACGUAAUCGCGAUGCUGAGGAUACUCGAAGCAUUCAAGAUCAUUAUAAUGAAGUUUCAAAGCUCACUGAAAAGAUUGCCGAGUUAAAGUUGCAGUUGACCAACGUGAAAGAUGAACAAGACUUCAACAUCAAUCAACUCAUCAAGCAUCGAAAUGAUCUGAAAUUAAAAAUGGACAAGAUAAAAGAAGACAUGGAGAACCGUCUUAUUGAUGAUAAAGAAAAGUUAAAGUUCUUGGCGUUGAUGGGCAGUAAAACUUAUAAGAAAGGCAAAACCAUCAUUCAGUUGAUGCAACUCUGCGAAAACAUGGAGAUGGACCACCAAAAGGCAGUCGAUAGGAUGCCGAAGAAAAAAACAUUUUUGAACUACAGCGAAGAAGAAUUGAAGACUCCACCAUCACCAUUAUCCGAAGAACAUCACAUGUACGAUAAACUUGAGAAGUUUUGGAUGCGCUACAAUCGAACACGAAUCGACUGUGCAUGUCUUCAGGAGGAAAAGAUGUCACUUCAAAAGCAGAACAAGGAAUUAAAAAUGAAGUUGAAGGAAUAUUUGGUGACUGUAAACAUGACGAAUGGACAACCCGCACAAAAAAACGAACGUUUUGCUAACCGACCCAGCAGCAUGAAGAUUGAAAAGAUUGAACAUAUCGCUAUUUCAUCCAAAAAUCAACUCAUAAAAAAUUCAAAGAAAGACAAACGACCAGUUACUUGUAUCGAAGGCAACCUUAGCAUUGCAGUUCGUCAGAUGAAAAUCUCAAAUUUCGUACAGCGUGUCGAAACUUGCUAUGCAGUUGAAAACAAACUUUAA